Molecule: messenger RNA, 1473 nt
Organism: Daldinia caldariorum
Lineage: Eukaryota; Fungi; Ascomycota; Sordariomycetes; Xylariales; Hypoxylaceae
Product: MFS transporter
Exons: 7
Coding region: 1-1473 (490 amino acids)
Biological process (GO): transmembrane transport
Cellular component (GO): membrane
Molecular function (GO): transmembrane transporter activity
Source: RefSeq, a predicted model, not a curated record
AUGGAUCUCACAGUCCAAGAACCGGCUCUUGUCAACCAGGAGAGGCUCGAGAGCAAACUCGGUGCGAGCGCUGUCGUGGAUGAAGACCCUGCUAUCUCCGACGACAUCGGCGACAACGGAAGACUUCAGAAUAGCAAGACGGAUGCUAAGGAGAAGGCGUUUGUGCGCAAACUAGAUUGUUAUAUCAUGUCGACUAUAUGCGCCAUGUAUUUCCUGAACUACGUCGACCGCAACGCCAUCUCGCAAGCCCGUCUGAACCAUCUCGAGAGCGAUCUCGGCAUGUCGGGCAACGAGUUCAAUACGGCAGUUAGCAUCCUCUUUGUCGGAUACGUCCUAAUGCAAGUCCCGAGCAAUAUGCUGAUUACGCGGAUCAAGCCUGGGCUCUACAUGUCCGGAUGCAUGUUUCUCUGGGCGGUCGUAUCCACCUGCACGGCUGCUGUUAAGAGCUAUGGUGCACUUGUCGCUUGCAGGUUCUUUCUUGGGAUUGCGGAAGCUCCGUUCUACCCCGGUGCUACGUACAUCUUUGCAAUUUAUUACACUCACAGCGAGAUGGCGGCGCGAGUCGGUCUCAUGUACUGCGGCCAACUUCUCGCUACCGGCGUCACGGGUCUCAUCUCAGCCGGUGUCUUCGCCGGGAUGGACGGGUUGCGAGGUCUUACCGGUUGGCAAUGGCUCUUCAUCAUCGAGGGCUCUCUGACGGCUCUCGUUGCGAUACUCGGGUUCUGGCUCCUACCGAACACGCCGGACGACACGUUUUGGCUGGACGACGAGGAGCGCGAGCUGAUACGGACGCGUAUAGAGCGCGACAAGAUAAGCGACGCCCUGGGAAAAUCUAGUGUCUGGGAAGGGUUUAAGCAGGCGUUUAAGGAUAAGAGGACAUGGCUCUUUUGCUUCAUGCAGAUGUUUCAUCUGUCGGCCUGUUCGUUCAAUGCCUUCUUCCCAAGCGUCGCAAAGACGCUUGGCUAUAAUAACACUGUAACGCUACUAUUGACGUGCCCCCCUUUCGUCCUUGCGGGAAUUGGCAGUGUCUUAGUCGGCUGGAGCUCCGGGAGACUGAAUGAGAGGACGUGGCAUAUAACAGUGACAUUAUCUAUUGCGAUUGUCGGGUUUGUUAUAGCAGCUAGUACGCUUGACACAGCGGCACGCUACGUCGCCUGCUUCAUCUUCCCCGUUGGUGCAUUUUCCGCCAACUCGGUUGUCGUCGGCUGGACGUCAUCAACGUUGAGCCAAACAGAGGAGAAAAGAGCGGUCGUCCUUGCGAUAACCAACGUCUUUGGUCAUAUCGGAUAUAUAUACGGCGCAUACUUGUGGCCCGAUAGCGAUGAGCCGCGAUAUGGGAUCGGAUUUGGUGCAUCUGCUGGCUUCGCUCUCCUCUCCAUCGGCUGUGCCUGGGUUGUCCGGAUGCUACUUAUUCAAGAAAAUAGGAAAAUGCGGGCUUCAUCUUUAGAGCGUGUCAAUUUGUAUAGUUACUGA